AUGGUAACAAACGACACUCCUCGAGACGGAUCCACGAAUAGGAGCCGCAGGAGAUCUCAGCGGCGUUUAAGCAGUAGCAUGCUAUAUAGGAUAACUCUAUUAAAGAUGCAAGUGGACGACGCAACGACACAUCUAAAGAAUGUCGAUCAAAAUUUCUCUGGUCCAAACGGGAAGAGACGGAUCAAUGUUUGCAAGACGAAUUAUGUAACCGCUAGGGCUAGGUUCCAAACUGCUUGGGAAAAGGCACUAAACAAAUCGUUUUCAGAAGCGAACAUACUAGCGAGAGAUGGCGCGAACAUUGUGACCAACUGCGAAAACGGAUGGAAAAGGGGUGGUCCGCCACAAAUCUCUCCUCUCACUUUAUAUAACACGAAUGUUUCUAAAUUAUAUGGAAUAAUUAGUGUGAUUACCAAAAAGCUUGGGGCUUAA
Thlaspi arvense is the source of this 429-nucleotide messenger RNA. NCBI's taxonomy places the organism in Eukaryota, Viridiplantae, Streptophyta, Magnoliopsida, Brassicales, Brassicaceae. The record is from the annotation of a GenBank genome assembly.